Molecule: messenger RNA, 572 nt
Organism: Gadus morhua (Atlantic cod)
Lineage: Eukaryota; Metazoa; Chordata; Actinopteri; Gadiformes; Gadidae
Product: sperm acrosome membrane-associated protein 4
Exons: 3
Coding region: 80-457 (125 amino acids)
Biological process (GO): sperm-egg recognition
Cellular component (GO): membrane
Source: RefSeq, a predicted model, not a curated record
ACGAGUUGUUGAGCAUCAGACUGUUGACCCUCUGAGUCCUGUUUGUGUCUAAGCCGUCGUCUUCUGAUCCGCUGGGAAAAUGGCCGCUGUUUGGACCAGACUUCUUCUCCUGGGAGUGUUUGUUGCCGUUGCACACGGGCUGACGUGUCGCCGCUGUCCGAUCGCGAUCUUGGGGCGAUGUCUGGCCGCCAGCGAUGAUGUCGAAUGCGACAACUCGACCCGCAGUUGCUUCACCCGGACUGCGUCGUUCGAUGGCGCUGGUUUUUUCCGACCUCAAAGCCAGGGGUGUGUGCUCACGACCUCCUGUGGCCGGACAGAGGCCGGCACCUUCCUUGGCUUCGGUUUUACCGGCUCCAGUGCCUGCUGCAGGACGGACCUGUGCAACGGAGGGACGUCGGUGCAGCUGUCGCUCACUGCCGCGUGCGUCGCUGUUCUGGCGUCGCUCUGGGCUCGUUAGACGACGCACGGCGCUACGAUACGUUCUCAGCAGACACAGUUACGCCUCGUGCCCACUACCUCCGUCCGUUGACUGAUCCCCAUUGACUUUGAAUGGGGACCGACGCGCAAUGCAU